Molecule: messenger RNA, 3085 nt
Organism: Striga asiatica
Lineage: Eukaryota; Viridiplantae; Streptophyta; Magnoliopsida; Lamiales; Orobanchaceae
Source: the annotation of a GenBank genome assembly
CUAAAGCGGUGAUCGGGAGCUUUAAAUCCACUAAAAUUACUUUAAGAAACCAAUACACAAAAAGCUUUCGGCUUUUUUCGUAAAUCAUUCAAAAGUUGGCGCACAAAUCACAAUACUCUCUCUCCAUGACGACUCGCAAUUUCUAUUUAACCACCGCCAGAAAAUAAAAUAACGUGCAAACAAACACAAAAACACGAGUAGAGGAAAUGAGAAUGGCGGCAAGGCUGCUGACGUCACUGUCUUGCAUCAGAAACAAAAACAGCAACUUAUCAUCGGACGAAGAAAAAUGUGCGCAAGCAAUAUCGGAAACAAAGGCCUUAUUCACGGUGACCGGAAUGACCUGCUCCGCCUGCUCCGGCGCGGUGGAGACCGCCGUCAGACGGCUGCCGGGGAUCAAUGAGGCGGCGGUGGACGUCCUAAACCACCGCGCGCUAGUCGUUUUUUGUCCGGCUUUUGUUAAUGUGGAAAACAUCCGUGAGGCGAUUGAGGAUGCAGGGUUCGAUGCCGAAUUAAUCGAGGAGGACAUAAACAAGACAAGCACUCAACUAGUUUGUCGAAUACAUGUACAAGGCCUCGAAACAGAAAAUUCAAUCACCAUUGUUGCAAAUUCUCUCAAGUCACUGCCAGGUGUUCAAGAAAUCAACUUCGAAAAAGAGCUUCAAAAGUUGUCGAUUUUGUAUGAACCCGAUUUGACGGGCCCCAGAAAUUUUAUCCGAACCAUUCAGUCAUGCGGGUUUAACGCAACAAUGUUUUCCAAAAGAGAAGGACAAGAAGCUCGUCGAGAGGACGAGAUCAAACAGUACUACAGAUGCUUCCUCUGUAGUUUGCUGUUUACAGUUCCUGUUUUUUUAAUGUCGAUGGUGUUUAUGUACAUCCCCGGUAUCAAUCACGGCCUGGACGUGAAAAUAUUGAAUAACCUCAGCAUUGGCCAGGUUUUGAAGUGGAUUUUAACCACACCCGUCCAAUUCAUCAUUGGCCGGAGAUUUUACACCGGGGCUUAUAAAGCAUUGAGACGUGGCUCGGCAAAUAUGGAUGUCUUGAUUGCCCUUGGAACAAACGUGGCUUAUUUUUAUUCGAUCUAUUCGGUUCUGAGAACCGCUUUCUCUCCCAAGUUCGAGUCUAAUGAUUUCUUCGAGACAAGCUCGAUGCUCAUCUCGUUUAUAUUGUUAGGUAAAUAUUUAGAGGUUUUAGCUAAGGGGAAAACGUCCGAGGCCAUGGAGAAACUAAUGGACUUGUCCCCACAAGAAGCCACGCUGUUAACAUUCGACGGAGAUGGGAAUUUGUUGAACGAGCAAGAAAUCGAGAGUCGGUUGAUACAAAAGAACGAUGUCUUGAGAGUUGUGCCUGGGGCAAAGAUACCGUGCGAUGGGGUUGUUGUGUGGGGCCAGAGUCACGUGAAUGAAAGCAUGAUUACGGGGGAAUCGAAGCCGGUGGUAAAACGAAAGGGUAAUAUGGUCAUUGGAGGGACUUUGAAUGCGAAUGGGGUGCUUCAUGUUAAGGCGACUAAGGUGGGGCCGGAGAGUGCCCUGUCGCAAAUUUUUCGGCUGGUCGAGUCUGCUCAGAUGUCGAAAGCCCCUGUUCAGAAAUUUGCUGAUCUUGUUUCGAAAUUCUUUGUUCCUAUGGUAAUAAUUAUAUCGAUUUCGACUUGGUUUGCGUGGUUUUGUGCGGGGAAAUUGAAUCAGUACCCGAAAUCUUUGAUUCCGUCUUCUAUGAAUGGGUUCGAGCUCGCGCUUCAGUUUGGGAUAUCGGUUAUGGUGAUAGCUUGCCCGUGUGCGCUUGGUUUAGCUACACCAACAGCUGUUAUGGUGGCCACAGGUGUGGGUGCUACUCAGGGUGUGCUCAUCAAAGGUGGCCGCGCGUUAGAAACUACUUAUAAGGUGAAUUGCAUAGUUUUUGACAAGACGGGAACUCUCACUGUUGGUGAGCCAGUGGUAGUCAGCUGUAGGCUCUUGAAAGAUAUGAGUCUUCAAGAAUUUAUCUCUCUAGCUGCUUCUGCUGAGGUGAACAGCGAGCAUCCACUUGCCAAAGCCAUCAUCGAGUAUGCUAAAACUUGCGGUCUCGCCAAACAGAACCCUGUUUGGCCCGAGGCCCGUGAUUUCCAGUCCAUAACUGGUGACGGCGUGAAGGCACUCGUUAGAAACAAACAAGUCCUUGUUGGGAAUAAGAGUCUAUUGUCGAAUCACAACGUAACCAUUCCAGUGCAUGCUGAAGAAAUACUGGCAGAAGCCGAAAAGUCUGCUCAAACUGGAAUCCUUGUUUCGAUCGAUAACGAGCUUCACGGUAUACUUUCCGUGUCCGAUCCAGUAAAACCCGAGGCAAGACAAGUAAUUUCCAUUCUUAAGUCAAUGAAAAUCGAUAGCUUGAUAGUGACGGGUGACAACAAAGGGACUGCAAAUGCAAUUGCCAAAGAGGUCGGCAUACGUACUGUGAUUGCAGAAGCUAAGCCCAAAAGCAAAGCAGACAAAGUGAAAGAACUACAGGCUGCCGGAAAAACGGUGGCCAUGGUGGGGGAUGGCAUAAACGACUCGCCAGCGCUGGCGGCUGCUGACGUGGGCAUAGCGAUUGGGGCAGGCACAGACAUCGCAAUCGAGGCUGCUGAUGUUGUCCUAAUGACAAGCAACGUCGAAGAUGUGGUGACAGCUAUUGACCUCUCGAGAAAAACAUUUUCUCGAAUUCGACUAAAUUAUGUCUGGGCACUUGGGUACAAUGUCCUGGCUAUCCCGCUGGCCGCCGGAGCUAUUUUUCGGUGGACGGGUUUUCGGCUGCCGCCGUGGGUGGCCGGUGGGGCCAUGGCGGCGUCUUCAGUUAGUGUGGUUUGCAGCUCUCUAUUGCUGAAGAAUUACAGGAGGCCUAAGGUGCUGGAUAAUAUGCAGAUGGGUGGGAAAUUAUAAGGUCGAGACUUGAUGUUAACCUUGUAUUAGGGAGUUGAAACAUUAUGUUGUAAUAAAAUUAACUGAUUUAAUAAAAUAACAUCGGAUUCUGUAUUCUGUAUUUUGAAGAUGGAUGUUUAUAAGACAACAGGACAGUAAGUUGAGUUAUCAUUUUGAUUAAACUCAUAGGACAUGGAAAGACAUAUGCAGGUGAG